This is a messenger RNA of Drosophila arizonae, 717 nucleotides long. RefSeq lists its product as uncharacterized. The record is from RefSeq and is a predicted model, not a curated record. Lineage: Eukaryota; Metazoa; Arthropoda; Insecta; Diptera; Drosophilidae.
UCGGCCAGGCACGCAAGUCGCUUCAGGAACAGCAGCAGCAGCAGCAGUCGCAGUAGCAGAGCAGCAGUCGCAGCAGCAACAGUCAAAGCCAAACUACAAGUCGUGUCGUGUGACAAGCUUCAGCAGCAGCUUAACCGUUACUUUUGGUUCGUGUUUCGGAAGAGUCGCUUGAAAUUCGAAGAGAUUGCUUAAAGUCGUGCGUCGCUUUUUUUUUUUAUCGCUUCUGUGCCUUUUUAUGUUGCAAAUUUUAAUCUAAUUUCUUUCGCAUUUUCCUUUGUGUGCACUAUUCGCGCGUCUUUCUUCUUCUUCAGUUCUUUGACCAAUUAAGCUUGUAACGCGCGCUAACGUCCAUAAGAUUGAGAAGAAGAGCUUAAACCCAAAAACACAAUAAGCUGAUACAGGACAUCGUCUAUUUGCGAGGGUUUCGCGCAAAUAAAGCGUAAAUAUAUCUAAAUCAAUUAAACGGAAAAUAGACGCACCGAAGCUAAGAUCUUCGGUCUCCUGUUGAGGCAGACGGUUUCCACUUAAACGUCCGGAUGAGUAACAGCGCUAUGGUGGCCGUGGCCAUUUGCUGCAUCUUGGUGCUCCUGGCGGUAUUCAUUGUCAUCAUCAUAGUGGUGGGGCAGCAGUUCGAGGAGCCCAAAUGAGACAUGCUCCAGCUGGGACCUGGCAACUUCCCAGAUGGAUAACACAGAUCGACAAACUGUUAAUUGCCAA